Messenger RNA from Physella acuta, 1960 nucleotides. Its product is annotated as triokinase/FMN cyclase. NCBI's taxonomy places the organism in Eukaryota, Metazoa, Mollusca, Gastropoda, Physidae. Gene Ontology annotation, biological process: glycerol catabolic process. Gene Ontology annotation, cellular component: cytosol. Gene Ontology annotation, molecular function: glycerone kinase activity; ATP binding. The record is from RefSeq and is a predicted model, not a curated record.
UCCGUAGCCGUCACCAUAACGGGAAAAGUGCCCAUGAAAAUAUACGGGAUUGAUCCGCGUAAAUAAAAAUUCUGAGCAGUGUCCAUGAAAGCUUCCAAGUAGUGAGAACUUUUUGUUGAUCAGAGUGCAGUGUAAUCAAACUAUGACAGACAAAACAAGCAAAAAGCUAAUAAAUAAGGUUCAUGAUUGUGAACGGGAGUGCAAUGAAGGUCUUGUUGCUGUUAACCCGGGGCUCAGCCUUGUACAUGGGCAAACAGUUGUUGUACGCACAGAUGCCAGGGAGGUUGUGGAAGGCAAAAAGGUUGUUCUCCUUAGUGGUGGUGGCUCAGGACAUGAACCUGGACAUGCAGGGUAUGUUGGUAAAGGAUGUUUGACUGCUUGCGCCUGUGGUUCAGUCUUCACUUCACCCCCACCUGGUUGUAUUAUGGCAGCAGUUGAUGCAGUAUGUCAAAAAAAUAAAGACUGCCAAAUUUUGAUGAUUGUGACAAACUACACUGGCGACAGACUGAAUUUUGGCAUUGCUUGUGAGAGAGCCAGGGUCAAAGGUCACCAGACGGAGAUGGUGGUUGUGGGUGAAGACUGUGCCUUAGAUUGUGUUGACCAUUCUGCUGGGAGGCGUGGACUAGCAGGAACAAUGCUAAUCCAUAAGAUCGCAGGUGCUAUGGCAGAGCAAGGCAAAUCCCUGGAGGAUAUAGUCUCAACUCUUAAUACAGUCAAAUCCAAAAUGGGGACCAUUGGGCUGUCUCUCUCUCCCUGCUCUGUGCCUGGGUCAGGACCUUCAUUCACCUUACAGCCAGAUGAAAUGGAGCUAGGACUUGGAGUACAUGGUGAGGCAGGAGUUAAAAGAAUGAAGGUACAGACAGCAAAGGAAGCAGUUAAAACAAUGAUGGAUCACAUGACCAACACCAAGACCUCAACUCACAUAGCACUUCAUAGAGGUGACAGAGUUGCCCUUAUGGUAAACAAUCUAGGUGGGACUUCUGUGCUGGAACUCAACAUUGUUGCUAAGGAAGCUAUUUCUUAUUUAGAGGACUUAGGUGUGUCUGUAGACAGGGCCUACUGUGGAGCAUUCUUGACAUCACUGGAAAUGGCUGGGGUUUCCAUCACAGUCCUGCUUAUAGAUGACAGCAUCAUGGGAUAUCUAGAUUUCCCCACAGAUGCCCCAGCAUGGCGUCCUCCAUAUUUGGCGCCAGGUGAAAGAAUCCGGAAGACUCCAGCGUGUGUUCAGUUAGAGACAGAAGACAAGACACUCUCAGAAGAUGGGGCUGCCAAGUUGGAUGCAGAAACUUCAGCACUUGUCUAUAGUGCUCUUAAGGCUGCCUGUGAGAAGUUGGUGAGCAGAGAGAAAGAACUGAAUGACCUUGAUACACAGUCAGGUGAUGGUGACUGUGGAUCAACUUUAGCAUUGGGAGCAAAAGCUAUAUUAAAAAAACUUGGCGAGCCAUCUAGUCCUAACCUACCAGUGGACUGUCCAUAUACACUAGCACUGAGCUUAGGGCAGAUAACUGAGAGUGUCAUGGGAGGAUCAUCUGGUGCUCUGUACAGCCUGUUCUUCACCAGUGCUGCCCAAGACCUGAAAGCUCUGAGUUUUAAACAUGUCUGCAAUGCCUUUAGUUCAGGGCUAGCGGCCAUUAUGAAAUAUGGAGGAGCUAAGCCAGGAUAUCGCACCAUGGUGGAUCCCCUACAUGCUGUAUGCCAAUCUUUAAAGGCUGCUCACCCAGGCGUAUCCCUAACGGAGGCAAUAAAAAUAGCAGCUGAGGCAGCCAGAGAGGCCUCAGAGGGCACUGUGAGCAUGGAUGCCCAAGCUGGACGGGCCAGCUAUGUCAACAAAUCACUGCUGACCAAGCCAGAUCCAGGGGCAGUAGCUGUAGCAACAUGGAUGCUGGCUGUAGCUGGCACAUUGUGACCAGCACUUCUGCUACACUACGACCAGCACUUCCCCCACACUUUGACCAACACU